Messenger RNA from Bufo bufo (common toad), 872 nucleotides. It is a transcript of the gene LRRC3, whose product is annotated as leucine rich repeat containing 3. Bases 38 to 814 code for a protein of 258 amino acids. Gene Ontology annotation, molecular function: protein binding. Gene Ontology annotation, cellular component: plasma membrane. The transcript has a single exon. The record is from RefSeq and is a predicted model, not a curated record. Lineage: Eukaryota; Metazoa; Chordata; Amphibia; Anura; Bufonidae.
AGUAGAAUUCUAUCCACUGUAUGUCUACCUUUGUAAGAUGCACCCAGCAGAGCAGACACCUAGGUGUACAGACUUUAUUUUCAACAGAGGACUUCUGCUGCUCUUUUUCCAGUUCCAGUUCAUUGUAUCUUGCCCAAAAAGCUGCCAGUGCUCUGACAACAGUGGUUCCAUGGUGGUCCAAUGUAGUUCCAGAAACCUGGAGGAAAUACCGAUUGACCUUCCCAUGGACACAGUUUCCUUAAAGCUUGAUGCAAACAAGAUUCAGUCAGUACCCAAUAAUGCAUUUAAGGACUUGACUUAUCUCCAAGAGCUGGAUCUUUCAAGAAACUCCAUUGAGAAAAUUGAACUGUCUGCUUUCAAAGGAGUUACAGAUGGGUUAAGGCUGCUGGAUUUGUCUGGAAAUCAGAUUCAAAGUAUCCCCAAAGAAGCACUGGCCAAUUUAAAAGGCAAGAUCCGCCUGUCUAGUAAUCCUUUACGUUGUGACUGCUCUCUUCAGGAGAUGCUAAGGGAACUGAACUUGGACCCGGACACAGUUAAUGACAUUGCCUGCCAGACUUCAGUACAGGAGGAAUACGUGGGUAAACCUUUAAUCCAGGUUCUAGACUCGGGUGUUAAUUUUUGCAAUAUCCACCACAGGACCACAGAUGUGGCCAUGUUUAUAACUAUGUUUGGCUGGUUUACUAUGGUGAUAACCUAUGUGGUUUAUUAUGUGAGACACAACCAAGAAGAUGCGAGAAGACAUCUGGAGUACCUUAAGUCAUUGCCCAGCACUCAAAUAACCAAAGACUUUGAUACUAUCAGCACCGUCUUGUAGACAGCUCUAUAAUAAUGGCAUUAGACCAUGUGUUCUGGUUUACUCUAAAAAUAUACUA